Amblyraja radiata (thorny skate) is the source of this 16079-nucleotide messenger RNA. RefSeq names its product protocadherin Fat 1-like. The coding region runs from base 279 to 13415 and encodes 4378 amino acids. The record is from RefSeq and is a predicted model, not a curated record. Gene Ontology annotation, molecular function: calcium ion binding. The transcript has 24 exons. NCBI's taxonomy places the organism in Eukaryota, Metazoa, Chordata, Chondrichthyes, Rajiformes, Rajidae. Gene Ontology annotation, biological process: homophilic cell-cell adhesion. Gene Ontology annotation, cellular component: plasma membrane.
GCUUUGACGAGGUUCCAGGAGGCUCCAGGUUUUCGAUCUCGGAGCCAAGUCUUUCCCAUGACAGCUUACGGAACUGGGACUCAGAGAGGUCUGCAGAAUGCAUGGAGAAGUUGUACUGGGAGGAGCGGGAGCAUCGUACUGAAGGAUGCCACUGAAGUCUGCCUAGAGGCGGGGGAACUGAGGGGCUGCGAUCGCAAGCAGGACAGGGAGCACAGAAGACAGGUUCUCCUGGAGCAACUCCGCACCAGAUUUUAAGAAGCACACCAAUUCGAUGAACCAUGGCGGCAAAGAGCUUACGACUUGCAGCCCUUUUGGUGGUGGUUACCGUUUCCAAAGUGAAUCUGGAGAAACCGCAUGCCCUGCCAUUCCAAUUCACCCAUCAUAUUUACAACGCUACCAUCUACGAAAAUUCCUCCCCCAAGACCUAUGUGGAAAGCAGCAGCAAAAUGGGCAUUCGGAUUAUGGAGUCUGUGAGGGACAUUAGGUAUAAAAUAGUAUCUGGUGACAUCGCAAACAUUUUCAAAGCUGAGGAAUACUCGGUGGGUGAUUUCUGCUUCUUACGCAUAAGGACCAGAAGCUCAAACAUGGCCGUACUAAACAGAGAAGUGAGGGACCAUUAUGUUCUGACAGUGCAAGCAACGGAAAAAACAUUCAACCACGAAGCCUGGACCAAGAUGGUGAUCCAAAUCCUUGACAGAAAUGACCUGCGUCCUCUUUUCUCCCCGCUGUCGUAUGUUGUCUCCAUACCAGAGGAUGCUCCACUGAGAUCAAGUGUUGCCAGAGUCACAGCAACAGAUGCUGAUGUUGGAAGCAAUGCAGAGUUUUAUUACGCCUUCAAAGAUAGGACUGAUGUCUUUGCUGUUAAUCCCACCAGUGGAAUUGUCACACUGGCAAGUCGCCUAAAUUACACAACCCUGAACCAAUAUAACCUAGAGAUUUUGGCAAUCGACCGCAUGAUGAAGCUGCAUGGAAGAAGUGGGAUUGGUAGCGUGGCAAAGUUGACCGUCGGUGUAGAGCAGGCUGGUACGAGGGUACCUGGUAUCCUCUCAAUGCGGUUAAUUCCUGCUGGAUCUGACCACCAUGCCACGUAUGCUAUCAUCACGGCAGAAGAAGGAGUCGAACAAGUGGAUAUUGUGGAUGGGGACUCAUCACAUCAUUUCCGUGUGGUACCCAUCUACUAUGGCAGUAGGGAGUUUAAGCUAAUUUAUAACAAUGAGGCCAAGUGGGCGAGCAAUUCCCAUGGCUAUAAUUUGUCUCUGCAAGCGAGAGGCAAACGUAACCCAACUAAAUAUUCACCUGUAAAGAUCAUUCAUGUACCAUUAAAACAGCCAGCAGAAUUAAAGUUUGAGAAAGACCUCUACGAAGUUAAAUUGUGUGAGUUUGCACCUUCAAAUAGUCCUGUUGUCAUGGUUAAAGCUCAUCCUAAACUUCCAAAUCAAGCAUAUAAUUUGGAACACAACCACGGCAGUACAAAGUUUAGGAUAAAUCCUCGCACUGGCCUCAUUACCACUGCAGGCCCAAUGAAUUUUUUGGAACAGUCCCAUUUUGAAUUGAAAGUGAAGACCAGUGUUGGCCAAAUCUCAACAAGAGUUCUUAUUGAUCUCAUGGACAGCAAUAAUAAUGUUCCAGAGUUUAUAGCAUCUUCUUACCAGGGGAGUAUUGAUGAAAAUGUUCCAAUUGGAACAAGUAUCUUAACGGUCAAUGCAACUGACAAAGAUCAGGGGGAAAAUGGCUAUGUGACAUACAGCAUUGCCAAUGUGGCUCCUAUUCCAUUCAACAUUCAUCCUUUUACAGGGACCAUCGUGACAUCUGAGGAGCUGAAUUAUGAACUCAUGCAGCGGGUUUACCAUCUACGAGUUUGGGCCUCUGAUUGGGGUUCACCAUAUGACUACGAAAUGGAAGUCCCUGUCACAAUUUACUUGAAGAACCUGAAUGACAACAAGCCACUAUUUGAGAAGAACAAUUGCCAGGGCAACCUUUCAAUAAAUCUUCCUGUCGGGCACCUCAUCACCGCUGUCUCAGCGGUCGAUGCAGAUGAACUCCAAGGGAUUAAAUACCACCUGUUGUCUGGUAAUGAACUGGACUUCUUUGAUCUCAAUCCACUUUCUGGAGCACUAAUGUUGAAGCAUCUGUUCUCGUACAAUCCAGCCAGUGUGCUGCACUUUAAUCUUAAAAUCACAGCCACAGAUGGGGAGAACGAUGCCUCUGCUAUAGAUGUCAACCUCACAGUUACGGAUGACUCGAAAAUGGUCAGCAUGCAUUGUGAAGACACUGGAGCAAUUAAACUGCUGGCCGAGACCCUCCUACUUUCUGUAAAACCACAUCAACCACAUGAGGAUGAUUCCUUCUCCUAUGUCCACAUUGUCAAUGCCCACACCCCACAGUUUGACGUCAACUUUCCAAACUCCAUUGAUGUCAGAGAGGACAUCCCAGUCUCUUCGAUCAUCUUGAAAAUUCACGCGACCGACCCUGACUCUGGAUUCAACGGUAAGCUGCUCUAUGUGAUCACGGAUGGGAACGAUGACAGUUGCUUCAUUGCAGAGAUGGAGACUGGGGAUCUGAAGGUUGUCUUACCCUUGGAUUAUGAAACAACAACUCUUUAUACUUUAAACAUUUCGAUAUACGAUCUGGGAAGGCCUCAGAAAUCUUCUUGGAGACUACUGACAGUGCAUGUGCUGGAUGCAAAUGACAACAAACCAAUAUUUUUACAGGAUAGUUAUUCAGCAAUAGUUCCUGAAAACAUUGAGGUUGGGCGAAUUGUAGCCCAACUGAAGGCGAAAGAUAGUGAUCUGGGAGACAAUGGAGAAAUAAAAUAUUCACUCUUGACUGAUACCAAGAUAUUUUCCAUUGACAAAACCUCAGGUGCUGUGUCCGUCAAUGGUAAAUUAGAUCGGGAGCAUCGUCCAGUGUAUGUUUUGAAGAUCGAAGCCAGAGAUCAGUCUUAUUUGGAACCCCAACUAUUCUCAACCACCGAGCUAACAGUGGUCUUAAAAGAUGUCAAUGAUAAUCCUCCGGAGUUUGUCCCAUCUUUCUACAGGGUGAGAGUUCCUGAGGAUAUACCGGUGGGGACUGUUAUAGUGUGGCUGGAGGCUUUUGAUCCGGAUCUAGGAGAGGGAGGUGAUGUGCACUACAGCCUGAUUACGAGAGAGGACACUUUCCACAUUGACAAACGUGUGGGAGCAAUCCGCAUCACUAAGCAACUAGACUUUGAAACUACUCGUUUCUAUAAUCUCACGGCUCAUGCUGCCGAUGACGGGAAACCAUAUUCUCUGAGCUCCACUUGCUACGUGGAAAUUGAGGUGACUGACGUCAAUGAAAACCUUCAUCGGCCGCACUUCUCUUCCAUUGCGUUCAAAGGUGCAGUCAGUGAAGGAGUGCGUGUGGGGACCUCAGUGAUGAGGCUCACAGCGCAAGAUGAAGACAAAGGGAAGGACGGCGAGAUUCGAUAUUUGAUCACGGGCGGAACAGGCCUUGGUAUUUUCACGAUAAAUGGAGAAACAGGAGUAAUAAAGACUGCAGAGUCCCUUGACCGUGAACGAUAUCCUCACUACUGGCUGACAGUUCUUGCCACGGAUUUAGGGGUUAUUCCACUGGUAACUUCAACUGAGGUCUUCAUCAAGAUUAUGGACGUCAAUGAUAAUCCACCUCAGACCACAGAACCUGUUUACUACACCUCAAUCAUCGAAAACUCCCCCAUGGAUAUGUCUGUCCUUCGAAUUGAAGCCGAUGACCCUGAUUCUAGCUCACAGGGCCAGCUGACCUUCAGGAUCAGCAGUGAAAACCCAAGAGGAUUCUUUGCAAUUGAUCCAAAGACAGGUCUCAUCACCACCACAGCACGUAAACUGGACCGUGAAAAGAGGGACGAGCACAACCUGGAGGUGACUGUGAGUGACAACGGCAUUCCUCCAAAACAGUCCACAGCAAAGGUGGUGGUGGAAAUUAUGGAUGAAAAUGACAAUGCUCCCAGGUUCCCAGAGGUUCUGUACAACGUUAGGCUGCUAGAACGCAACAACUCCAACAAGCCAGAACCAAUCUACAAGGUGAUCGCUUCUGACCAAGAUGUAGGCCCAAAUGCAGAUGUCACCUACAGCAUUGAAAGUAACUCCAAAGAAGAGAAAUUCAGCAUUAAUCCUAAAUCUGGGAUGGUUUCGUCCAUGUGGGCAUUCUUGCCAGGAGACUAUGACAUCCUGACAAUCCGUGCCUCUGAUAAUGGGACCCCUCAGAAGUCUACAACAGUUCGCCUGCACAUUGAGUGGAUUCAGAAACCUUCACCAUCCAUUGAACCGUUGGUAUUUGAUGAACCUCAUUUUAACUUUGCUGUCAUGGAGACUGAUCCUGUGAAUCAUAUGGUUGGGGUGACCAGCACAGAACUCACCAGGAACCAGCUGUGGUUUGAUAUUGUCGGUGGGGAUGUUGAGGAAGAGUUUGAAAUUGAGAAGAACAGUGGUACGAUCACCAUUGCCAAAGAAUUGAAUGCCAGCCGGACAUCAAAUUACAACCUGACAGUACAACUGACCAAUGGGACAAAUACCGUCACAACUCAGGCGUAUGUCAAAGUGAUUGACAUCAAUGACCACCGGCCACAGUUCCUGGAGAGUAAAUAUGACGUGUGGAUUCCUGAGGAUACUCCUCGCUCCACUGCGAUCCUGCAGAUCAGUGCGCGAGAUACAGACGGGAACACCAAGCUGAUUUAUACCAUCCAGAGCAGCGUGGAUGCUGAGAGUCUGAAGCUGUUUUACCUGGACCCUGCCAGUGGAAUGCUACUGACUGCUGAUUCAUUAGAUUAUGAAUCAAUUCACCUACACACCCUCACUGUUAUGGUUCGUGACCAGGAAGUUCCAGUGAAGCGGAACUUUGUUCGAGUCAAUAUCAACGUGGAGGAUUCCAAUGACCACCCUCCCAGGUUUACUAGUCCUGUUUACAAAGGCAGUAUCAUUGAAAAUGCACCAUUUGGAUCUGAAGUUCUGCAAGUGACCGCUUUGGAUAAGGACACAGGAGUAAAUGCAGAAAUCAUGUUCUCCAUUCAAUCAGGCAACAACGGCAAUGCGUUUGCCAUUGACCCUGCUUCAGGCAAGAUAACCGUGGCUAAGAUGCUAGAUCAAGCUGUCAAAGGAUCCUACAGUUUGACAGUGAAUGCCAAGGAUCAAGGCUAUCCUCAGCUCAGCACACUUGUCCGUGUUGAUAUUAUUGUCAUAGUUUCCGAUAAUUCACCUCCCAAGUUUUUGAUGAAGGAAUAUUUUGCAGAAAUCAGUGAAGGAACUGACAUUGGAUCUUCUGUUGCAAUGGUAUCUGCAACCAGCCAGUCAGCAGUCACUUAUGAAAUUAAGAAUGGAAACAUAGAUGACGCAUUUCAUAUCAACUCAUUUUCGGGAGUAAUAUCAGUUCAUAAGAAGUUGGAUUUUGAAACGAUUUCAGUUUAUAAACUAAAAAUUCAAGGUACCAAUACGGCUGGUCUAUCCAACAAUAUUAUGGUGUUAAUAGACAUUUUAGAUGAAAAUGACAAUGCUCCUGUCUUUGUUCAAUCUGAGUACAUUGGUAGAAUUGUUGAGAACUCUCCAAUAAACAGCCUUGUGUUGGAUGACAGAAAUGCACCUCUUAUAAUCCAAGUUACUGAUCGAGACCAAGAUAUCAAUGGCAUGUUGGUGUAUCAGAUCAUGGAACCUGAUAUACUGAAAUACUUCACUAUUGAUUCCAAUAUGGGAAUCCUGAGCACAGCUGCUAUCAUUGACCAUGAAAUGAACUCGAUCUUUCAUCUCACGGUGCAGGUGCAUGAUCGAGGGCAUCCGAGUCUAUUUGCAAUGGACGUGGCACGUAUCACUAUAAUGGUAACGGAUAUUAACGAUUGCCCUCCACGGUUUGAGAAAGAGUUGUAUGAAACCACAUUGCUAAUACCUGCUCUCAAUGGGACCGCUGUUCACACAGUUAAAGCAGCAGAUGCGGACUCUGACAGCUUCUCGGAGAUUACGUACAGUAUAGUGGAAGGUGAUAACGAGGGGGCAUUCGCUAUUGACUCACUGACUGGUCUAAUUUCUGUCAAGGAUGCAGCCAAUCUCAAAGGCUAUAUUGAAUUGACGGUCAGAGCAUCUGACGGGACGUAUAAAAGCACUGCGGUGGUAAAAAUAAAAAUAUCCGAUAUAAAGGAGAGUGGCCUAACAUUUGCUCAGCGCUUGUAUUCAUUCUCAGUGUUAGAGAACACUACGCUGGCUGAAACCUUAGGUGUCGUGAAAGCAUCUGGCAAUCAGUUAAACGAACCCAUCUUUUAUUACAUAUUAAAUCCAGAUGAAAAGUUUAGAAUCAUCUACACAUCGGGCGUGUUUCAAACAACUGGAGUGGCAUGUGACCGCGAGGAACAGGAGGAAUACGAGUUUGUUGUUGAGGCCCGUGAUAUGCGCAAUCCUCCCAGAGUUGCCCACACCUCGGUUAAAGUCUUCGUGGAGGACAUGAAUGACAAUGCACCGAAAUUUGUCCAUUUGCCUUAUCUAAGUACUGUCCAAGAUGAUGCAGAGCCAGGGGAUGUUAUUUACCAAGUCACUGCUAAUGAUAAAGACACAGGAGAUAAUGCAGUCAUCCAUUACAACCUUCUGGAUCACUACAGGUACUUCUGGAUUGAUCCCUACCUUGGAGAUAUUUCACUUAGUAAGCACCUUGACUCUGACGCUGCGGAUAAGUAUAUAUUAGCUGUUAUCGCUCAAGAUAGGGGGGAUCCUCCACUUUAUGCACAGGCUGAAGUAGUUGUCACCGUAAGAGAUAAAAUCACCCCUAUGUUUGAGAAAGCCUACUACAGGGUCAAUGUGCCUGAAAAUAUUUCUCCCUACACUCCAGUUUUUCAUGUGCAUGCCUACAACCCUUCAGGAUUCCGUGUGAUCUACAACAUUGUCACUGAGAGUGCAUUGCACCUCUUCGCCAUUGAGUUCAAGGCUGGAGUACUGAGUGUCAUCAAUUCCUUGGAUUAUGAAAGGCAGACAAAGCAUGUGCUGACCGUGAGGGCCACAGAUUCAGUGACCGGAUCUUAUGCAGAGGCCAUCAUUGAGAUUGAAGUUGAAGAUGUCAAUGACAACCCUCCCAUCUUUACAGAAAAGGUCUACAGUGCAACGAUAUCUGAGAUCUCGGCCAUUGGUACUUCUGUGGUGAGAGUGAGUGCCACUGAUGCUGAUUCUGGAAGACAUCAAGCUAUUAGCUACCAGUUUGCAGCUGCUACCAAUGGUUCAGAAUAUUUCCAUAUUGACACCUCCAAUGGUCUUGUAACAACAGCACGCCUACUUGAUUACGAACAGACACAACAUUACAGUCUUAUAAUUAGGGCUGUGGAUAAUGGUAUCCCUUCAUUAAGCAGCGAAGUCCUUCUCAAUGUAAACAUUUCGGAUUUUAAUGACAAUCCGCCUAUAUUCCAACAGAACCAGUACGAGACAACUAUAAGUGAAGUGGCUACUUGUGGCCAUUUUGUUAUACGGGUGCAUGCAAGAGAUUCAGAUAACAUGGACAUCAACAACCUAGAGUAUAACAUCUUGGAAGGGAACGAGCAGAGACAUUUUACAAUCGGAACAAAAUCAGGAAUCAUUUCUGUCUCUAAUUCUUGCAAGAAAAUAUUGGAAGCAAAUUACCACUUGAAUGUGUCUGUUUCUGACCGAGUUUUCAGGCGAUCGAUACCAGUCCAAAUUAGAACUUCCAAGACAAACAAAUACAAGCCCAUGUUUGAUCAAAGCAUCUACGAGGUUGAACUUGCUGAGAACACAGCGGUGGGGACACAUGUGGUACAACUCCUAGCUGUUGAUCCAGACUCCGGUCCAUAUGGCAGCAUUGACUACACCAUCAUAAAUAAGUUAGCAAAAGAGAAAUUUAGCAUCGAUAACAGUGGUGAUAUUUUGACCUCUCAGAAGUUGGAUCGCGAGAACUCGACGGAAAAGCUCAUUGCCAUUAAAAUAAUGGCAAAGGAUGGCGGUGGCAAGGUGGACUUCUGUACUGUGAAUAUUAUAUUGACUGACGAAAAUGACAAUGCCCCUCAAUUCCAGGCUGCUGAGUACAAGGUGCAUAUCCCUGCCAGCACCCUUAAAGGAGCUCCUGUCAUCCAGAUAGUGGCUAUAGAUGCUGACGAAGGGAUGAAUGCUGAUGUCACCUACUCUGUUGCCUCCAGCAGUGACAAAAUCGAGGAUAUAUUGGAGAUCAACCCUCACACGGGAUUUAUCACGAUCAAGGAGAGCUUGGUUGGACUGGAGAACAACUCGUUUACCUACUAUGUGAAGGCUCAGGACGGGGGCUCUCCGCAGAAGAAUUCCUGCGUUCCCGUCAUUGUUAAGGUUAUCCCACCUGAACUCUCAAUCCCUCGAUUCUCAGAACCACUGUACUCCUUCUCUGCUUCAGAGGAUCUCCCCGCUGGGUCAGAAAUUGGUCUGGUCACGGCAGAAGCGGACCAACCCGUUAUCUAUAGCCUGGUGAAGGGAAACACUGAUGAGAGCAACAAGGAUGGAGUGUUUACCCUCGACGAGAAGACUGGAACCUUGAAAAUUGGCAAGAACAUUGACCAUGAGAAAACAAAGUGGUACCAAAUUGAAGUCAUUGCCCAGUGUUUCCAUGGAGACAUUGAGGUGGCUUCUUCAGUGUCUAUCAAUAUCCAGGUAAAGGAUGUCAACGAUAACCAACCCAUUUUUGAGGCCAAUCCGUACAAAGCUUUUGUCCCAGAAAACAUGCCAGCAGGAACCACGGUGAUACAAGUAACUGCCAAUGACCAGGAUACAGGAACCAAUGGACAUGUGACCUACAGCCUCUCCAGUGGGUUUGAUGAUGUUGGCGAUGUCUUUGCCAUUGACGGUGUGAGUGGGUGGCUCACUACCCUGAAGGAACUGGACUGCGAAACAAAGAGAAGGUACAAGUUUGCCGUGGUGGCCUUUGAUCAUGGGAGAAAAGUGCAGCUGUCCUCAACGGCCAUGGUCGAGGUUGAGGUCAGUGAUGAAAACGACAAUCCCCCUCAGUUCACAAGGAACAUCUACAAGGGUUUGGUCAGUGAAGACAGCCAACCCGGGGAAGUGGUCGUUGCCCUCAGUAUGACAGAUGCCGAUGUUACAGAAUCCAACAGACAAGCCACCUGCUACAUUACAGACGGUGAUCUCCUGGGCCAGUUUGCUAUUGAAAAGUUCCAAAACCAGUGGCGUGUUUUUGUAAAGGAACCACUGGACCGAGAGGAGAGAGAAAGAUAUGUUUUGAAUAUCACGGCCACUGACGGCAGGUUUCUGGCGGAGUCUAUGGUUGAGGUCCUUGUUCAGGACGUUAAUGACAACAGCCCACAUUGUCAACCGCUGAUGUACAAUGAAAUCAUUUCUGAAGGUGCUCCGUGGGGACAGUACAUUUUGAAAGUUGCUGCAAUGGACCCAGAUGCUGGCAUCAACGCUCAGAUUUCCUACACUCUGCUGGGGCCAGGCGCUAACAUGUUUCGACUUGACCCACAGACAGGAAAACUGAUGACGGUUGGGACUCUGGACCGUGAGAAUCAAGCUGUGUACAACCUGGUUGCAAAAGCAUCUGACGGGAGUGGCCGAUAUUGCGAGGCAGAUAUCAGCAUUGUUCUACAAGAUGUGAACGACAACCCUCCCAAAUUCUCCGCCUCACAGUAUGCGGUAUCUGUCUUUGAUAACACCACUGUUAAGACCCCUGUGGCAGUUGUCCAUGCCAGGGAUCCGGAUAUUGGUCGCAAUUCGGAGAUCACAUACACCUUAGUGGAAUCAGCAAAUGAGUAUUUCUCUAUGGAGGAGCUCUCUGGUGUCAUAUACCUGGCAAAGUCAUUACGCAAGGAGCAGCAGAAAACCUUUAACCUUAUUGUUCAGGCCAGAGACCAUGGUCUUCCACAGAGUCUUUCUUCAUUUGCCACUAUCAUAGUUUCAGUCAUAGGCAUUGAAGAGUUCAUCCCUGUCUUUAUACAAAGGGAGUAUGUCGCCACUGUCCCAGAAGACGUGCAGAAUGGAGCAGAGAUACUCAGCGUGUCAGCAUUAACAAGAGAUGCCACGAAUAAUGCACAGAUCCUUUACACCAUUAUGAAUGGCAAUGAGCAUGGCAAGUUCCGCAUUGAUUCCAAAUCAGGAGCCAUGUACGUGAAUGGGAGCCUAGACUAUGAAUCCUGCCAGGAGUAUUACCUGUCAAUUGAUGGCAACAGGAAAGGGAAGCCGUUGCUCAGUGAUACAACAACGGUAAUCUUCAAUGUCACGGAUGUGAAUGAUAACCCACCCAUGUUUGGCCACAGUGUACAUGCUGCCGAGGUCAGUGAGGAUGCUCCACUGGGAGAAAUGCUCCUUAAAGUGACAGCUUCUGACAAGGAUGGACCCCUUAACAAUCUGAUCCAUUAUUCAAUAGUUAAUGGAGAUCCUAACCAGCAUCUAACUAUUGACUCAAAGAAUGGGGAGAUUUUGUUAUCACAGCAUCUUGACAGGGAGGAGAUAUCCAGUUAUUCCUUGGUAGUCCGGGCCACGGAUAAUGGCACGCCACCACUGUCCAGUGAGACCAUUGUAAACCUCCAGGUGUUAGAUGUGAAUGAUAAUCCACCCACGUUGUUUCAAUUCAACUACAGUGUGGUUAUUCAGGAGAACGAGGCAAUUGGCUCAAGUGUACUGCAACUGGUGGCGAUAGACAGAGAUACUGCCUCCAACGGACCGCCAUUCCUUUUUACUAUCACUGCCGGCAAUGAGGAAAGCAACUUUCACAUCAACCAACGUGGACUGUUGACGACUCAGGCACGUCUCCAACAGAAAGUGAGAGAGCAGUACAUUCUACAGGUCCAGGUGACAGACAAUGGUUGGCCACCUUUGUCAUCCUCAUCUUUUAUAAACAUCCGCGUGAUCAAGGAGAGUCGGUACCCGCCAUCCGUGCAGCCGUUGCAAGUCUUCAUUGUUACCACGCGCAGCAAGUUCCAAGGAGGAUUCAUUGGAAAAAUCCACGCAACUGACCUGGAUCUACAUGACACUCUCACCUACAGCAUGAUCCCAGGCUUCGGCCUGAAUAACAUGUUUGCCAUUGGCAGCACAGAUGGCAAAGUGCAGGCACAGCAGGCCUUAGAGACGGGGCACUACCUGUUCAAUGUCAGUGUCUCCGACCGAAAGUUCAUCACCACGGUGGAGGCACAAAUACAUGUCAUGCAUGUGACGGCGGAUACGUUAGACCAGGCCAUUCUGGUGGAGCUGGCCCAGGUUACACCAGAGAGGUUCAUCAGUGAACACUGGUGGAACUUUCGGAGAUCCCUGGCAGGUCUCCUCCAGGUUCGCAAGAACUUCAUUGAUCUCAUCAGCUUGCAGCCAACUCAAGGCUCACCCAACUUGGAUGUGCUCCUGGUGGUAAAGAAGUCAGAAGAGUCCUUCUAUGAACCCAGCAUUCUGAAAGAGAAGCUCAUCUCCUCUGCUGCGGACUUGGAGAGGAAAGAUGAAGUUCACAUAGUUAGAGUGGCUCACCACUGCUCCGACUACUACUGCCCCCAAGAGCACUGCCAAGGAAACUUUCAACUGGACAUGGGAAAUGUGUUCACAUACACCACCACCAUUCUGAGCUUCAUCGUUCCUCGAUACAUGCACCAUCGCACCUGCUCAUGUAAUGAUUCUUCUCUGAGAUUCACUGGCGACAGUUACCUGAAGUAUCGUUAUUUGAGUGAAGAAGAUCCAAUGAAGAUAAAGAUCAACUUCCAAAUGCAAACAGUGCAGAGAGAGGCAGUCGUGAUGUACACUCGUGGAACUGACUCUAGCCUUGUUGAGGUUAUCGAUGGAAAAUUGGUGUUCACUUAUGCCUGUGACGGAAUGAUUAGUGUUUUGUCAGUGAAGAAUGUAUCAGUCAAUGAUGGCCUGUGGCACUCUGUUGUGGUUGAGGUAACCAACGCGUUAGCAAAGCUAGUGCUGGACACUGUGCACAUUGAUUCUGCUGCACUCUCUAAAACCUGCCGCAGAAAUCCUGCAGUGUUCUUUGGGGGUAAAGUUCAAGAGGACAACCCGGGACAGAAUAAUCACAAGAAAAUUACAAGGGAGUUUAAGGGGUGCCUUCGUUCUAUUGAGUUCCAGAGAAGGAACACGAGUGAAGAUGGUGAGGAGAGUAAGCCAUAUGUGGUCAUUGAAACGUCAAUGGGAAUUGAAGCUUGCUGCCCCCGUGUUGGAGGGUGUAUGAAAGCGCCAUGUCAGAAUGGAGGAUUGUGCAAGGAAAUUCUACCUGGAGGAUAUUUUUGCGAGUGUCCAAAGAACAUACUUGGUGUGCACUGUGAGCUCAUCAACCACCCUUGCCUAUCAAAGCCCUGUUCAAACGGCGGAUCUUGUAUCCCACAUAAGAGUGACUACACGUGUAACUGCACAAAGGAGUUUUCAGGACCGAGAUGCGACGAGGAUUUGGAUGAAUGUCUGAAGCACCCUUGCAUGCACAAUGGGAGCUGUGAGAACAUGCAUGGUUCCUUUAACUGCAGCUGCGUGCCUGGAUACUCCGGCACUUUGUGUGAGGUUUCGGUGAAGGAACCGUUGCGCAGUUCUCCACUGCUGAUCAGCAAGUACGAAAUCAUUGAGAUAGCAAUGGCUAUCCUGGCAGUCUGCAUCUUAGUCGCUCUGUUUGUCAUCUUCCGUAAGUUCAAGUGCGGCAAGAAGAAGCAGCCCAUGCUGAGUGUCCUCGGCAGCAACGAGCUCUCCAAGAGCGAAUCCGUCAAGAUCCCUCCUUGCUGUGAGACACAUUCAUUAGCACUCAUCCCGCUCAAUAUCCUCAAGGGCUCCACUUACGACUUAAACAAAGAUCCCUACCGAGGAUUCGGAUGCCAGGGACAACCAGAGCUCAACUCCUUCACACCGUCCCACUGCAAGGGCAGGCCGACGGUGGUGUGCAGUGUGGCACCCAACCUCCCCCCACCUCCUUCAUCCAGCUCAGACAACGAGUCCAUCCCCAAAACCACCUGGGAGUGCGAGUAUGAAGUCUACCACGGUGACCCUCCAGUCUGGGCUCCUCAGCCCCAGCUCUCAAGACCACAGGAAUGCCCAUGUUAUGAAGGAAUGGAGGAGGAUCACCCACGGCCGGUGGGCAGCGAGCGCUUCGACUCGUUCGAUGGCUUCCCCUUCCCGCUGGACCACCACCCCAAAUGGGGCAAGCGGGCACCGCUGCCUCCACAGUACAAUGACCAAAGGCUGGAGGACUAUCCCGAUGGCAACCCGAUGCCUUUACUGCCGUCCCGCUGCCAGAACGAGUACACGGCCAUCAGCUACUACCCGGCAGAGCUGCUGAAGGCCCAGGCACCGGGCAUGGUCCUGCAGCCUGGCUACCAGAAGGUUCACGUCCGUCUCAGUGUCGCCCAGCCCUCCUACGCAGAGUGCGGGCCCAUGCACGCGCAGGGCAUGACUCCUCACCUGGUAGUCCCCACUUGUUACGAAGACUCUGAUCUAAUGGAGAGUGACUAUGGCAGCUGUGAAGAGGUGAUGUUUUAAUGAGGGAAUUUCUUCACUGCUCAUUUAUCAUGCGCUAUGACUUUAUAAAAAUCCGAAAGGAAGGCCAUCAUAGCAAACAUAUUGAGGGAAUGGGUGAUUUGUCAUCAUCUGAACAACUGGGCUGCCUAUUCGAGUCCUGGCCUGUGGUCACACCAGUGGCACAACGGCAGACAGGUUCUGAGGUUACAGCACUGAGGUGACAUUGUAUGGAGGUUAACCGACUGAGAAACAUCCCUCCGAAGACUGGCAAGAAACAAACACAAUGUUAUAACUUUUCAGAUUGCAAUCUUCGCGAGAUGGUGAAAUUCCAGUUUUUUGUAGUCCUAUACAAAUAUAAUCUCCCCCCUCCCCAGCCACAAAAGUAUUGAAAUAAUAGGAGUGUGGACAAUAUUCUGGAUACUGUCUCUUUGCUCAUGGAUAUUUGCACCAGGUAUGCUAUUAAUGGGUAUGCACGUAUUACAAUAACUAGAAAGCCAAUUUAAUACUCGUUAUGUUUGACUGUCACAAUUUGAAUUCAGCAUGUUUUAUUUGUGGGAUUGAGGUGUGAUAAUGUUUAUAAUGGUGCAUCAAGCUCCUUUGUUACUCUACAUGGGAACUGACACUCCAAUCACUGCCAUAGUUCACAAUCUUCACUCUGAAUCUACCUGACCAGGGAAUAAACUUUGCUUUCAAUAUUAAAUUGGGAAAUAAAUUAUUCCAUUCCCCAAGAAAUUAUUCCAUUCAUUUUUUACCCCUGCAGUUCACAAAUUGAAACAUUAUUUAGUCAACAUGGCAUUAUUACAGGCAAGCUGUAAAUAUUGCUUUAAAGACAAGCUUCCCACUGAAAGCUCAAAGAUGUGAUAAGGCAGAUGUAUUUGUGUCAUAAGGUCAUGUGAUAAGGAAUACGAGUAGAAUUAGGCCAUUCGGCCCAUCAAGUCUACUCCGCCAUUCAAUCAUGGUUGAUCUAUCUCUGUCUCCUAACCCCAUUCUCCUGUUUUCUCCCCAUAACCUCUGACACCUCUACUAAUCAAUGUGCUAUAUACAUUUUAAUCAAUUGACUACUGAGCAUGUUACCUAAAUGUGUGGGAACAUUUUCUAAGUUAUGGUUGAUGUAAAAAGAAGAAAACAUAUUAUCAUGAAGAAUUCACCCCCGAGCAGGAGUUCAGGGGCAUGUUUCUGCGUGCAGAAGCUUGUGAGAGUUGGUAAUGGUGGAACCUCUGAAUCUGAGAGAAAACGCACCAGCAGAAUGCUGCCUCACAGAUCAGAGACCCGGGUUCAAUCCUGUCCUCGGGUGCUGCCUGUAUAGUCAGCACAGGUUUCUGUGGGAUUGCUUGGGUUUCGGCCACGUGCUUCGGUUUCCUCCCACGUCUCAAAGUAAUGUGGGCUUGUAGGUUAAUUUGGCCUUUGUAAUCAUCACCCCAAGUGUGUACGGAGUGGAUGUCGAAGUGGGAAGAAGUGUGAAUGGGUGAUCAAUGGACGGCAUUGUCUCAAUGGGCCGAAGGGCCUGCUUCCAAGCUGUAUCUUUCAAUCAAUCAAUCAAUCAAUCAAAUGAGUUGAAAUGAGCUUGCUGAAGCAAAAUCAUCUCCCCUAUAAUAGAAUAAGCUUAUCAUUCGAAAUCUAGAAAGUUUCUAAUAUAUAGCAAAGAUUUUAAAAUUAAAAUCCAGUAACUUCUCCCUUGCCUGAGGGAGAGCAACAUCUGCACAUUCCUAGAAACAUGAUUAGUCAGCAUUCAGCCUUGGAUUAGUAUCUUGAUUGGAGUAUUUAGGCCUCCCCCUCACCAGUAUCCACCUAUCACUUGCAAGGCUGUGUCCUGCCCCCCACCUCUUUUCCAGCUUACCUCUCCGCCCCCCAUCACAAUCAGUAUGAAGAAGGAUCCCAACCCAUCCAUGCUCUCCAGAGAUGCAGCCUGACCUGCUGAGUUACUCCAGUACUUUGUGUCUUUUCCAGUAAUAUAAACUCUGGCUCAGUUAGUGUAAUUUUCACAUCUGAAGCAGAAGGUUCUUGGUUCACAUCCCAGCUCAAGGACUUGAGUAUAACAUUUCAGGGUGACUUCAUUGUGAUAUUGAGCUGCUUUCACAGUGACUGCACUUCUUAGCUGGGUGUCAUUUGGAAUAUUCUGAAUGGAACAUAAAAGGCACUAAAUAAAGCAAGUUUUCAUUUCAGUUAUUACCUGCAAGGCGACAUAACAAAUGGUGCUAAACCACUAUGAUUCUCAUAUCUAAUGGUAAUGCAGAGUGAUCAACUUCCCAGAAUGAACCAAGUUACUGGUCAAGGUAAACACUAUCGUGAUGCAAUGAUUCAUUGUUCAUUGAAUUUAACUCCCGGAGAUCGAAGUGCAGCACAUGUCCAUUGUUGCUGGUAUAGUUGUGCUGACAUGUUGUGCUUCCUCAAUCAUUUUUGUGAAAUGUGAGUAUAUUGCCCAGAAAUUCAUCCCCAUUCAUCAGGAAUGUUACAUAUAAUGUAAAAUCAUAACAAUGUGUUGUACCAUGUCCCCAAAGGCGAGCAACACACUGACACCAUUGUCUAACAUAUUUAGCACAACCAAACGAGGAAUGAAUUUCCAAGCAUGUUUUAUUUGUGUGUGGCCAGUGUACAUUGUUCAUAUUGUUUCUCCGUAUGUACAGAAAGUGUUUUUCUUUUAACUUUGUAAUAAAUUCAAUAAAAUGUGGUUUUAUUUUGAUUACA